Closterium sp. Naga37s-1 is the source of this 1458-nucleotide messenger RNA. The record is from the annotation of a GenBank genome assembly. NCBI's taxonomy places the organism in Eukaryota, Viridiplantae, Streptophyta, Zygnematophyceae, Desmidiales, Closteriaceae.
AUGCUCCGCCCCGCCCCGUCCAUCACCUUCCGCAUCUCAAGCCUCGCCUCCCUGCGCAAGCACCUGCAGCAGCCCGUGCCGCCCGCCAUGCCGCCCUUCCGCUUCGGCCAUAAGCCCCCGCGCGCCAUCACCGCCUACUCCGCCACCGUCCCGCUCUCCGCCCCUCCUCCCCGCCCUCCAGGCCGUUUUGCUGCCGAAGAGAGCGCAGCAGCGCCGUCGGUGGCAGCAGUAUCGGUGGAAGAGGCACGAGAGCAGCAGGUAGCCCUCGCCUGUGGUGGUGCUGCUGGCUGUGCAGUGACUGUUGGACGCGCUACCGCCGUGCCGUGUCCAUCGCUGCUUUCACCAUGCUUGUCGCCAAGUUCCCCCGCUUCGUCACUCUCUGGCGCGCGCACAUGUGGUCUGCUAAUUCGAUCUUUUCCCCAGCUGGCGUUUCAGUUCGGCGCGGGGCGGCAGGCUGGGGGCGACUGCUUGGCGUCGCUGCUGGUGCAGGUGCUGGGAGUGAAGGGCAAGCAGCAGCUGGAGACCGGCUUUGCUGCCCACCUGCUGCCACUGCUGCCGGGGGGGAGGGACACGCAUGGGGAGUGGGGAGAGGGAGGGGAAAGUCGGGGGAGGGAGGGGGGAAGGGGGGAGGAGUGGAGGGAGGGGUUGAGGGGGGUGGAGUGGGAGGAGUAUGUGCAGCGCGUGGGGGAGAUUGUUGCCCAGGGAGGGCUGGCAGGCGAGCACAGCGGUGGCAGCAGCAGCAGUGGCAUGGUGGUAUCCGGUGUGGACCCCACCGAGUUCGCCUUCAAGUGCGGCACUCUCUUCUGCCAGCCCAUGUUCGCCCGCGCUGCUGCUCUCAUCUUCUCCGACUGUGCUGCCCACCGCCACAAGGAGAGCGUGGAAGACGCUGCCGUGGAGGGAGCAGUGAACAGGCUGGCAGCGGCGGAGAGAAGCACAGAGGGCAGUGGAGUGCAGGACCGUGGGAAGCGAGCAGUCGAUUCAGAAGGUCCAGCAGUGUCUCCUGCUGUUAGUGCUGCUGGGUCAACAGGUGCGAGGACCAAGGGAUCCAACACUGCAAGCGGCGCCAGGCUGGUGCCCGUGAACAGUAAUGCGGUGGUGGCACUGUUCACGUACCGAGUCACGUGCCUGCUGCAAUGGGUGCGGUUUUAUGGCCCCAGGGUCAACCCUGCUGAGGACUGCCGAUGCUUCAACCAGCUGGGGUAUGCCACCGCGCUCCCGCAUCCACUUCACGACCUUCCAAACCUGCUGCAAAGGUUCGGUGCGGUGCCCAAGCUUCCGGCCGCCACAGGCCAGGAAGGUCUGGCAAGGACGGGCUGGGAGGAGUUUCCAGAGGGGGACAGGGCGGCAGUGGCAGAAGAAGAGAACGACCCUGCGAGGAAGUUUUCCGGAUGCAGCACCUUCCACGUGGGGGCGUUUCGUGGCGGCGGCAGUGAGUUGUGUCAGAUUUAUAUGACAUAG